Molecule: messenger RNA, 4042 nt
Organism: Petromyzon marinus (sea lamprey)
Lineage: Eukaryota; Metazoa; Chordata; Hyperoartia; Petromyzontiformes; Petromyzontidae
Product: claudin-4-like
Cellular component (GO): membrane; bicellular tight junction
Molecular function (GO): structural molecule activity
Source: RefSeq, a predicted model, not a curated record
GUGGGUGUACGAGGGCACAAGAGGCAGGCAAAAUGGGACGGCAUUCUUUUUAGCACAUUGAUUAUUUAUUUCCCAAAGAACCCUAUUCAUCCCACAAAUGCACGCUCAAAGACUUGAGCAACGACCGCCGUCACCCGAACGCACGCACCCAGACUCCUCGCCAACUGCUCAGAUUAGAAGCAACUUGUUUUCUGCUCCUCGAUUUAAUGCGCACAUAAGUGCGUUUGGGUUUUUUGCAGCGAAACCCACGUGGCAGCAGCAGAACACCUUAAGCGCGCAACUUUUCUUUGACGAAUAUCCUCGAAUCAAAAAAAGGCUCGGAGCUGCGUGCAUCUCACCCGUUCGGCUCCAUGCGUUAGCGUUCGUAUCCACAUCCCAACGCGCUUUCAUGAUGGGCUCAGCCACAGUGGAGGGGUUGGCUGUGGCCCUCUGUUCCAUCGGCUGGCUCUGCGACAUCAUCGCUUGCGCCAUUCCCAUGUGGCGGGUCACUGCCUUCAUCGGAAACAACAUCGUGACAGCCCAGGGCAUAUGGGAGGGCCUCUGGAUGAGCUGCGUGUUCCAAAGCACGGGCCAGGUGCAGUGCAAGGUGUACGACUCGGUGCUGGCGCUGGGCCCGGAGCUGCAGGCGGCACGCUCGCUCUCCGUGCUGUCGGCGCUGCUGGCGCUGAUGGCGCUCCCGCUGGGUCUGGCGGGCGCGCCCUGCACGGGCUGCGCGCGGGGCGACGCACGCUCCAAGGCACGCGUCUCGGCGCUGGCGGGGACCCUGGCCGCGCUGGCGGGCGCCCUGCAGCUCGCUCCGCCCAGCUGGACGGCGCACGCGGUCAUCAGGGACUUCCACGACCCGACGAUUCCGGCGUCGCUCAAGAGGGAGUUGGGGCCGUGCGUGUACGCGGCGUGGCUGGGCGCCGGCCUCCUGCUCCUGGGUGGCUCCCUGUUGUGCGGCGGCUCGUGCGGGGCUUGCGGGGCCCACACGGAGAGCACGAGGGGCGCGUGGCGGGACCCUUCGCCUGCCUGGGACCGUCCCCCGCAGCAGCCGCUUGCGGCGCCGCCCGUGCACAGCCACGUUCCCAUGAGCGCCGCCCGCAACUACCUGAAACGCAACUACGUGUGAACACCCGUUGGCGCCCCUGGGGGUGUUGGUCUUAUUGUUAUGUUUUAUUCUAAACUUCUAAAGUAUUUGUGGUUCGAGGGUGAUGUCUCAUUGGAACCGACAUGACCGACUUGGUUAACGUACCUGUCAGGUUAACAUCAGAAUUAGAAUCCUUAUUUAUACGACAGGAGGAAUCCGAUGAGCUACAAAGCUCUUUUUCACAGAUGUCCAGGGCGGGUCGGCAAGUUACAACAGCAAACAAUACAAACACGAUAGGAGUGCAAAGUAGAGAUAGAGGUAAGAAAGUCGACCAACAUCAGUUGGUUGGCCUUAGACUUUCACAAUACUUAAUAAAAUAAGAUAAAAGCAUAUAUAAGAAUGCGUGGAGUUGUCCAACUUUAGAUACGAGAGAGUCGCCCAGAAAGUAAUACCCCGCAUUAAAAAAAAUAUUCCCACUGAAAAACGUUCAAACAUUUGGUGCUGUAAGAUUGAACUAUCCCGAUCCUUUUCUGCACAUAGCCCCGCAACAAUUAGUCAUCAAAAUGGCAUGGCUUAGUAAUGUGCAUCGCAAACAAAGCGAGCUGCAUUUGAGUUCAUAUUCUUUGGCUCUUUCGGUAAGGUCACGUAGAUAGGUUCAAAGAAAAUAACAAAAUAACAAAAAAACUACCACGCUUGUGUUUCGAUCGAAACGUCGUAGUUUUUUGUUAUUUUCUUUGAACCUAUCUACGUGACUUUACCGAAAGAUCCAAAGAAUAUGAAUUCCUGCAGUCACGAAAGCUUUAAGUCAAGAUGCAAUUGAGUUGUUGACCGCAGAGAUCAAGUCAGUGGGCAACAUUCACAAAAAGGCUAAACACCGUCUACGGAGACGAUACCAGGACACAGCAGAAGCCAUGUUGGUCACUGCUGGGUAAAACGGGAAAAGACAUUAGCAGAAGGUCGAGGAACAGCUGAUCUCUCGACACUGUGCUGCUUGCUGAUAACACGAUUCGUCGCGACCGACGCAUCACAACCAGGGUGGUUGCGCUUGUAACCAAUACAUCCGAUGGGUAGGUUUUAUUUUUCUUCAACACAUUUUGGCCAAGAAAAAAAACAAUGGGGCAUUACUUUCUGGGCGACCCACGUGGUUACAGAAGUAACAGAUCCCUACUCAGCAUAGGGUGCAAUCCAUAUGCCCCCCCCCCCCCACCUUAACACCUGUAAAUCAUUCGAAAAGUUAUUGGGAAGACAACACAUCGGGAUGUGAAAGUGCUAAAAUGACACUGCUAACAAACUCACAAGCGACCCGGUUGUUGCACUUCACACCACCACUGGGUUGCAGGCUCUACCAGCCGAGCAGUCUCUCGUUUCCUUAACGUGUCACCGACCAGCCCCGUAGGGAUCUGGAGGGGGAAUCUACCCCCAUGCCCCCUGCUGAAAGUUCAGCCUCCAUUUAAAUUCAGCCCACUUCAACCAUAAGCAGGGGUCGGCAACCUGCAUCUCCGGAGCCACAUACGGCUCUUUAAGGAAUCCUUUGUGACCUCAUUCACGUGCAUUGCGGCUUUUGAAAUACUGUACUGGUUUUUUUUAUCCAAUUCGAAAAAAAUGUCUCUUCUUGUUACUUUGGUGUCCGACCCCUGACCCUAAUAACCACAGCCACCACAGAACCACCACAGCCACCACAGAACCACCAUAGAACCACCAGGCAUGUCAUGAUGUGCCCUAACCACCGCACGUGAUAAGAUACAUUUUCAGGAUUCAGGGCCACUAUUUGAAUCAAGAAUCGUUUAGAUUCCCAAUUGUAUUGUCUGUAAAUUGUUUUUUUUCCCCAUUAGCCUAAAACCUUACAUUUACAUAUAAUUUACAUUUUUAGUAUGGCACUGUAACUAUCUAACAUAUUAAAUGUUUUAUCUGUGUACAUAUGAUCUGAUGAAUUUAUCAUGAGAAAAUAUUUGAAUAUACGAAUCAUCACGCACAUCAUGUAGCACCAUAAUCUUUGCCACUUUCACAACAUCCUCUACUAUCAGCAUCACUACCAGCACCAUCAGCACCACAACCAUCUCCAUCGCCAACCGCAACAUCAUCACCACCAUGCCCAUCAUCACCACAGCUUCCAGUAAAUGUAGAGAGCCUCUACGGGGUUGGGUUAGGUCCUGAGCUUUGGGCAGUGUGUGUGGAGAUGUUCUCUUCCUCGCCUGGUAUACAGGAGGUCGUGAGUUCGAUUCUGUCCCUGGCGACUAUGUUUGGAGUUUUCGUGUUCUCUCUCUCUGCCCGCGGUCGCGUGUUUUUUUCUCCGGGUCCUUUGGGUUUCCCUUCACAUUGAGUAAAUGACGCGCGUUAAGAGUAAAUGGCUGCUGUAUAUUUCCACGUGAUAAGCCCACUUCGUUGAGCUAUAAUUUGUGGCCAGGUCGCUUCUGAAAAAGAGCUAUGGAGCUCAGUGGGCCUUAUCCGGUAAAAUAAAAAAAAUUUAUAAUUUGAGUUUUAAAUUCACAAAUCUCAAUAAGAACGACACGGAUCUGUGGGACCUUUCACACAUUACCCUGAUACACAUUGGCUAGGGAUCGAAAGGGAAUGUAGUGAAGUCAAAUCGAUUUCCUGCUCAAAUGAGUACUGAGGCGGUGCCCUUCUCCCGUUUACAGCCGCGAGCCACAGGUGCAAAUUCCACAUUCCUGUGACACGGAUUAGUCUAUCAAUAGGAUACCCAAUAUUUACUUCCACACAAAGUGGUACUUACUUGAUCAACCCCCGGAAGAAUGAUGGAUGAGGUCAACCCGCAACCAGUGAUUUGAACUCGUAACUUUCCAAUGGCACGUUACUCACACUGCCGCUGAGCCACCUGGCACUAAAGUUACAAACACUGAAAUAUUUGUCUUAAAUGCCUUGGAAGUGUUUUGUUAGUAUAACAUGCUAUUAUGAGUUGGUUUUCUGUUAUUGUUUGCUUACAUUUUUCAUAUAAAGUUACAAUAUACUAACAAA